AGGGUUGCGCUUCCCACACGCAUGUUUGACAAGUAGGGUUGCUUUCAGCCAUAGAGCUACUCUUCGCUUCGAUGGUGCGGUGGAAUAUCGAAUCAGUCUUGUUCGGUACGUCUUUUCUGUCGCAUCUUGUGGCCAAGUAGUGUUCGCGCGGAGAUCUUCGUGGCCCAGACGGUGUUUUUUCCUCCUUCUUCUGGAUUAAUUGUGAUGGAUUGUCAUGUUUUCAGGGGGCUUGAUUAAAUUCGAAGCCAGGGAAAUGUGAACGGUGGAUCAGAAGUGCGUCUCGUCGAGUCUGUGACGUGUAAGGAUCGUUCCGGAAGGUGUAGUGCGUGAAAAGGGAAGAAGCUGGGGAUGUUUGAAGAGCUGGGCUAGGCCCAGAAAGCAUCUCACGGUUUAAAUUGUGUUUAAGUCAUAGGGAUGUGAUCCGGGGAAGGUGAAUUUCAGUUCGACUAGCAGUGAGGCCGCCUAAAAUCUGUAAAAGAAGUGGCAAAUCCCCAGUGCUUGUCCGGGAUAUGAAUGUAAAUAAAUGUAAAUGUCAAAAUAUGACAUGAUGCGUUCCGCAGUGAUUCUUCGGGGCAGAGCGGACGUGUUUUUUGAAGCAUUGUCUGUCGAGGAGCUGUGAUGGCUUACGACUGUGAGCAGCGGAAAUCAGAUGGAUGUUAUUCUAACAGAUUUGAUCGCUGAGCUGAGAUGUUUACCUGCUGUAGCGGAAUCUGGGCUGGCGGAAUGUAAACAAAGCCGAAAAUAAGAUUUACCUCCCAUAGAGGCGACAGCCGCUGCAGUUAGUAGUUGCUUGAAUAGGCAGAGAAAGAGGAAAGGAUUAAAAAUCGAUACUGAUGUGUUGUAUACUAAACAAUAAUACCACGGUCAGUGCGCGGCGUUUUUUCGAGGGAUGAGCUGAAUUAUUCAUGUGUAAAGUAGAAUUGUUUGAAGUUGGUGCAGCUUUUGUAGGCAGAGCGGUAUAGCCGGGAAACAUGUUAUCUAGUGUCAAUACGCAUAAUAAAAAGCGGAUAAUCUUUAUGUGAUAUCUGUACUCGUAGUUGGCAGUGCAGUUGGUUAAUUUUAAAAUAGGAAUUAAUGUUAAUAUUUAAAUAAUCAAGAAGAAUCAGUGAAACAAGUAAAAUAGGAGCGAUAACACCCAAAAACGUGUCUCGCGUUCGUUGGCCUGCAACUACGCAUUGGAAUCUCCGGAUAAUGCCCGAAAUGGUAUCUGACCCAGUGCAACGAUACUUGAAAUUAAAUAUUUCAAUGUACAACAAUUAAUCUCCGGAGCUGCAGCUGUGCCCGUAAAUAUUUGAGUACCUUCACUCUCCCGCCAAGCCUUUCAUCCAAAAUGCAAGCGAAAAAGCGCUACAUUCUGGUGAUAAUCUGCUGCGCUUUCCUCGCGUAUUGCUAUUUUGGAGGCUACCGACUCAAAUGGCUCCAGAAAUUGUUCGCCAUAAGCGUUCGUAAGAACCCAUCCAAGCUCCCACCAUAUCAACAGUUGUACUACCAAUUUCCCGACUAUCCAGAACAACCCGUCCAGAGUUCUCAUUCCAUCCCAGAUGACGAUCUUUACGCUCAUCCUUCCUUUGAAUCGAAAUACAUCGGGGAUUCACUCCCGUCCCCGAUCCGAACCUGUCGGAUGGAAACAUGCUUCGACUUCACCAAAUGCACCGACCAGAACUUCUUGGUCUACGUCUAUCCACCAGAGCCACUCAAUUCUCUGGGAGCACCUCCUCCAAUCAGUCCCAACUAUCAGAAAAUCAUCUCUGCCAUCCAAGAGAGCCGGUACUACACUGCCGAUCCGGAUAAGGCAUGCCUAUUUGUCCUGGGCAUCGAUACGUUGGAUAGGGACUCACUGAGUGAAGACUACGUACGGAAUGUGCCAUCACGGUUGCAACGAUUGCCCUACUGGAACAAUGGGCGUAACCAUAUCAUAUUCAAUCUCUACUCGGGAACGUGGCCGGACUACAACGAGAACGGGCUCGGGUUCGAUCCGGGACAGGCAAUCCUGGCCAAGGCCAGUAUGAGUGUACAGUCGCUGCGGCCUAACUUCGACGUGAGCAUACCGCUGUUCCACAAGCAGUUCCCGUUGCGCGGUGGAAACACCGGAUUCGUAGCUAGCAACAACUUUCCGGCCAACAAGAAGUAUUUGCUGGCGUUCAAGGGAAAAAGAUAUGUCCACGGAAUUGGUUCCGAAACGAGGAACUCGUUGUUUCAUCUGCAUAACGCCCGGGACCUGGUGCUGGUGACGACCUGUCGGCAUGGGAAAAGCUGGCGGGACCUGCAGGAUGCCCGUUGCGACGAGGAUAACCGGGAGUAUGACAGAUACGACUACGAGACAUUAUUACAAAAUUCAACAUUCUGCCUUGUGCCGAGAGGACGUCGUCUAGGAUCGUUUAGGUUCCUCGAAGCACUGCAGGCAGGCUGUAUACCGGUGCUACUGUCCAACUCGUGGGUGUUGCCGUUCCAGUCGAAAAUAGACUGGCAACAGGCGGCGAUUUGGGCCGAUGAAAGACUGUUAUUGCAGGUGCCGGACAUUGUACGUUCGAUCUCCGCCAGCCGCAUCCUAGCUUUACGUCAACAAACUCAAGUGCUUUGGGAGCGUUAUUUUAGUUCCAUUGAGAAAAUAGUUUUUACUACGUUCGAGAUUAUAAGAGAGAGACUGCCAGACUACCCCCAUCGGAACGGACUGAUUUGGAACCAGUCGCCCGGGGCCCUGCUCACCGUUCCGACCUUCUCCGACACGGCCCAUCGGUUCCCGUUCCUGCUCGAGGGCGUCGGUCUGCGACCCGGGCCCAACUAUACCGCCGUCAUCUUCGUGCAGAUUGGCGCCCAACAGCUGACGCCCGGCAGUGCCCUGUACAAGCUAGUCAAAUCCAUCACCAAAAGCCAAUUUGUAGAUAAGAUAAUGAUACUGUGGGCCUGCGAUCGGCCGGCCCCGGCCCGGAAGCGGUGGCCUUCGACGGGGCACAUUCCACUGCACGUGAUAAGCGGUGGCCCCAACGAGGAACGCCCCAGCAUAUCCCAAAGAUUCUUUCCCCACGAGCACAUCGAAACGGACGCCGUGCUCUCGCUGGACGAGGAUGCCAUCCUGAACACGGACGAGCUCGACUUUGCCUACCAGGUGUGGCAGGACUUUCCGGAUCGCAUCGUGGGCUAUCCGGCGAGGGCGCACUUCUGGGAUGACACCAAGAACGCCUGGGGCUACACGUCCAAGUGGACCAACUACUACUCAAUCGUGCUGACGGGAGCCGCAUUCUAUCAUCGGUACUACAACUAUCUCUACACCAACUGGUUGUCUUAUCUGUUGCUGAAAACGGUGCAGCAGUCCUCCAACUGCGAGGACAUCCUGAUGAAUCUACUGGUGUCGCAUGUCACCCGGAAGCCACCAAUUAAAGUAACGCAGCGGAAGGGGUACAAGGAUCGGGAAAGUGGGAGAUCUCCCUGGAACGAUCCGGAUCACUUUAUACAACGACAAAGUUGUCUCAACACGUUUGCGGCAGUGUUUGGCUACAUGCCCCUGCUGCGAUCGAACCUCCGUCUGGAUCCGGUCCUCUACCGGGACUCGGUGUCAAACCUGAGGAAAAAGUACCGCCAAAUCGAACUGGUCGGCAGCUAGCGGUUCCUGUACGUCUACUAAGUCACCGCGAGAGUGCGCUCUUUGAGCGCCGUAUCUGAACGAGUCUAGUUUUGUAUGUUAGAUAAAGAAGUUUGACGUGAUGACACGUGGAUCUGUUAUGUACCCACCAUAGAUCCGCGGACCGCAGAAGCUAGUUAAGGUGAAAGUGAGUUUUUCUAAGUAGUCCUUAUUUUUUACCGGUGAAAUAGUCAAUGCAAAUGUUAGUAACGAGGCAGUUUUUAACGUAAGUGAACAAAACAAAAUCAACAAACACACUAGUGACGGAGAAGCAAUUUCGCGGAUUUGCAAACAAUCGAACUGAAAAUACAUACACAUUACACGCUAAAGCAGACUAAAUCAAUUCAGUGUGAGCGAACAAAAGAAAAAUGGUUGUUAUCGAUAGGCGUUAUGGCAAUUUGUACAUAGGCAAUGUUAGGAGGAAAUUGUGAACAAACCCUAACAGACAUUGAUACACUAUUAGUAGAGGAAAAACAAGUAAGGACAAAUACAUAUUGAACGGAAAGCGUUUUUAUUCUAGUGCGAUAAGUAGGACAAAUUGUAGCGGGAGGACGAAGCAAAUCAGUCUUGUAAAGAGCAGCUGCCAGAGGAGAUAAAGUUACUCAAUUGUUUAAGUUUUUAAGCGAUAAAACAAAUAUUGAAAGAGAUGUUUUU
Aedes aegypti (yellow fever mosquito) is the source of this 4273-nucleotide messenger RNA. RefSeq names its product exostosin-1 (gene ttv). The record is from RefSeq and is a predicted model, not a curated record. Lineage: Eukaryota; Metazoa; Arthropoda; Insecta; Diptera; Culicidae. The coding region runs from base 1331 to 3601 and encodes 756 amino acids. Gene Ontology annotation, molecular function: glycosyltransferase activity. Gene Ontology annotation, cellular component: membrane. The transcript is spliced from 11 exons.